AAUUCAAAUGGGUGCGCUGUAUCAAUUUUUACCUUGUUCUUGUCUCAUCAGUUUCUCCCAGACGUGAGACGAAAUCCUCAAUAUUAUAACGUUUACUUUUCAUAAAAUAUGUGAAACAUUGAUGUAUCUAUAAAAUGAUAAAUGUCUAAGAAUCUGGGUCCAGACGAUAUUCAUAUACGCUUGUAUACGUAUUACGGCAGAUGUAAAUUUUAUGUACGAAUUUUCAAAAUCUACGCGAAAAAAUAAAUAUUUAACCGCAUCUGGUGUUAGGUUGUAAUGAAAAGCCGAAUUAUCGAUAAGUAGACGUCAGUCCAUGCCGAAAACCUUCGUAAAUUUGGAUGUAUGUUACUUUAUUAUUCUAAAUUGUUUCAAAGGUCAACACAUUUCCAGUUAGCUUUGGGGUUUCUCAAGGCCACCUGAAUGCUUUGCUUCCACUUAAAUGGUGAAAGCUGCCCCUGGUUGUCAUUUAGUGAUAAAACCGUUGUAAAAAUUUAUCAGUUUUCAAGUUGACAGACAGGAUAAUUAUCAACUCUGUUGUAACAAGAUACAUCCAAGCUUAUUUUCCUCAACAGAGCAGCUAAUUUUCGCUUGCGUGUAUUUGUGUACUCAUUGGCUCACAUAGUUGGCGCAUAAACGUCUGAAAAUCAUUGCUAAGUGUUCGCUAGCAAGAAACUAUGAUGGAUUUUACUGGCAUUUCUUAAAAGAUUGGGAACUUUAACUUUUUCAAUGAAUUUAUCAUUAAUUUUAAUAACCUUCUUAGCAUGCGUGCUUACUCUUGGAUUUUCGAUGCCGUCUUAUGAAUAUGUGUCUUCUGUUGUGGAAACAGAAUUCAUCAUCAGUUAUUAUGAACAUUCCUGUGCACAAUCUCGUCAUCGUUUUCUGAAAUCCAUACUCAAUUCGUUCCCAUUGAAUUAUUCCAUAAUGGAGAGAUGGUAUCCACCAUCUAAUGCGAUAGAGAAAAAAAGUGAUUUUGAUGUAAUCAAGACAUUAAAUCUCAGUCGUAUGAAUGUGUCAAAUUUUAUCCAAUACUUAUCUAAUAUCAGUCAAAUAAAAUCGGUUUCACCACAAAAACAAAUAAAUCGUGUUCUUCUAAACUAUGAUAUAAAUGGUGAGGAGUUUUCGCAAAAUACUAAUCGCUUUGAUUCAAGACGAAAUUUAAAACUGUUUGGCGAUUCACAGAGAUAUUCUUCUCCUGGAACUUUACCAUUAGAUCCGUUAAAACAGCCAUGGAAACUGUUACAAGCGGAAUAUGCGUGGUCUCGCGGUUUGUGCGGUAAUGGUGUUCGUGUGGGUAUAUUCGAUACAGGAUUGGCAUCACCUGAUCAUAAACACUUUUCAUUAAGUAAUAUUAUUGAAAGAACUGAUUGGACAGUAGAUAUAACUAAUAGAUCCUAUUCUGAUGAUUAUAUUGAGGCUUUAGAUCGACAUGGUCAUGGAACAUAUGUCACAGGUUUAAUUGCUGCUCAAAAUCCUAAUGUAUACUACUCAAAAUUUAUUAAUUCUUUUAAUAAACAUGACGAUUCUACUUGUCCACCAUGGGGAUUUGCACCACGUGCAGAUUUAUUCAUAUUUCGUGUAUUCACUGAUACACAAAUAUCUUAUACAUCAUGGUUUUUAGAUGCAUUCAAUUAUGCAAUUAGUCGAAAAUUGCAUGUUAUCAAUCUUAGUAUUGGUGGACCAGAUUUUUUAGAUAAACCUUUUGUUGACAAGGUUUUAGAAUUAUCUGCAAAUGGCAUACUAUUAGUUUCUGCUAUCGGGAAUGAUGGCCCUUUAUUUGGAACAUUAAAUAAUCCAGCUGAUCAAAUGGAUGUUUUAGGUGUUGGUGGUGUGGAUGCUUUGGGUCGUGUUGCAAGAUUUUCUUCACGUGGAAUGACUGGUUGGGAACUUCCAGCUGGUUAUGGACGUGUAAAACCGGAUAUUGUUACUUUUUCCACUGGUGUUAUCAGUUCUAAUCUAGACGGAAAAUGUCGUGUUUUAUCAGGAACUAGCGUAGCAUCUCCAAUUGUAACAGGCGUUGUUAGUUUAUUAAUUAAUGCUGCUUUAAAUCGUAAUGCUAACUUAAUUAAUCAUGAAAAUGGUAGUCUAUAUUAUAUGAAUAAUGUAGAUAACUAUCCAUUUGUACCUAUUAAUCCAAUAAGUAUUAAACAGGCUUUAAUAGCCAGUGCAAAUCAACUAGAUUCAGUACGUGUAUUUGGUACGAAUUCAAUAAAAUGGUUACAAGAAACUGAUCAAAGUAGUAUGUUUGAACAAGGCGCUGGUUUGGUAAAUCUUCAAUCGGCCCUAGAGAUUGUACAGCGUAUGAAACCUCAAGCAAGUCUAAUGCCUAGUUAUUUGGAUUUAACUCAAUGUCCAUAUAUGUGGCCAUAUUGUUCUCAACCAUUGUACUCUACCAUGCAACCAAUUAUCAUCAAUAUAACAAUUUUAAAUUCUAUGGAUGUUGUUGGUCGUAUAGAGAAACCGCCUAUUUAUCAUCCAUACAUUAAUUAUAACGGACAUCGUCUACAUGUUGGCAUUUCAUAUUCUCAAUAUCUUUGGCCAUGGGUUGGAUAUUUAGCUGUUUAUCUAAGUGUAACACCUGAUUCUAUUGACGAUAUUAUACCAUCUUCACGUUUCUCUGGUGUUGCCGAAGGUUAUAUCAGUCUUGUUGUGGAAUCGUAUGAUAAUAUUCGAAAUCUAUCAUUAAGCACAAAUUUACGAUUACCAAUUAAAGCUAACAUUGUACCUAUUCCACAUCGAUCAAAACGAAUUCUCUUUGAUCAAUUUCAUAGUAUUCAUUAUCCAUCUGGUUUUAUUCCUCGAGAUGAUUUGACCCGAUCAAAAGAACCAUUAGAUUGGUUAGGAGAUCAUAUUCACACAAAUUUUCUCGAUUUAUACACACAUUUACGUAGAAAAAAUUAUUUCAUUGAAGUAUUAACUUCUACAUUUGACUGUUUCAAUGCAUCUAACUAUGGUACAUUCCUUAUCAUUGAUCCGGAAGAAGAAUUCUUUCCAUAUGAAGUAGAAAAAUUAUUUAUAGAUGUUACAGAAAAGGGAUUAUCAUUAAUUGUUUUCGCUGAUUGGUAUAAUACUAGUGUUAUGCAAAGUUUACGCUUUUAUGAUACUAAUACUAGACGUCUAUGGACUCCAGACACUGGUGGAUCGAACCUACCUGCAUUGAAUGAAUUACUUCGACCAUUUGAAAUUGAAUUCGGCGAUUCUGUUUUCUCUGGAAAUUACGUAAUAGGACAUCGAACUGUUGCAUAUCAUUCAGGUAGCAGUUUAAGAAAAUUUCCUAAUCAAGCUAUCGCUAAUCAUACUGGUCGAACUGCACUGUUAAAAGUUAAUCUGGUCGAUAUUGGAAAACAGUUCAUUCAACACGAUUCCAUGUUUUCAAAGUCAGAAUCAGAACCAUCAUUGGAAGGGGAUAAAAUUCUUGUUAAUUCUGAACCAAAUUUACGUUUAAAACCAAUAAUUGGUAAAGACCCAACACCAGCUAUACUUGGUCUAUGGACUCCUAUCGUUGAAAAUGUAGUUAGUGAAAUGGGACGUUUGUCAGUUUACGGAGAUUCGGAUUGUUUAAGUUCUACGCAUUUAAGUUCAAAUUGCUUUUGGCUGUUAGAUGCAUUACUUCAAUUCUCAACCAGUAGUAUGGGACGAAUCCCACGAAUUUUAAUUGAACAAAUGUUUACACCGAAUACCGAUGUCUGGUUUGAUUCUUCUCUGACAGCACCUUCACGUGCAAAAAAUUCUCAAUUAAAUCUGUAUAGUAAUGUGAUAAAAAAGGAAUGGGAUUCAUCUACGUUGAAUACUAGUUAUCUACCACUUGAAGCUUAUUAUUCUGUUAAAUCAUGUUAUAUCGCUCCAACAGCUUCCAUAUCCAUAGAUAAAGAUGAACCAAAUGAAUCAUUCUAUCAUCCACAGCGCUUAUUGCUCUAUCCAGUAGAAUUAUAUCCAUCGGAAAAAUUAUACACUACUCAUUAUUGUCACUCAUUUACUUCAAUUCUAUCAUCUGAUAAGAAUUCAUUCUUAAUUAACAAACCGAAAUUAUUGUUACAGUCUAUUAACGACUUUAUACAACUUGAUUUGUACAUAUCUUAUAACGUAAAUUUUAUAUGCGUCAUCAUACUACUUAUAGUAGUUUGCUAUUUUUGUAAACAUUGUAUCAUGUACUUUAGUAAUAGUAUAUUAUAUGUAACAGGAUGGAUUCUCUCUAUGAUUCGAUAUAUGCUUGUGCGUAUUCUAUUUGGUUUGUAUAAUUUAUGGCGUGUACAUAUCAGCGAUUUUUCAAAAAAGGUAUUCAGCAAAGUAUAUGCUACUAAUAAUUCUACUGGUAGUAGUAGUAGUACUACUGCUGAAAUAUCACUAUUAUCACCUUCAAUAGUUCAGAAAAUUAGCCAACAGAACAGAUCUAAUAUACAUGUAUGUGUACAUAGAUGACAAAUGAUUGGUUGGUGUGUGAAUUGUAUAUUUCUGUGCUGAUCGAUUACAGUUUUGUGUAGGUCCAGCGGUUCAAUGUUCCAAUAAUUAACUUCAUCCACGUAUUGUAUUUAAUUUCAGUUCAUUCGUGUAUCUCUUUUUCUCUUUCAUAUUUUCAGCUAUUUUGUAAAUAGAAAUGUAUUCAGUACA
Schistosoma intercalatum is the source of this 4605-nucleotide messenger RNA. NCBI's taxonomy places the organism in Eukaryota, Metazoa, Platyhelminthes, Trematoda, Strigeidida, Schistosomatidae. The record is from the annotation of a GenBank genome assembly.